AUGAGAAGAAAGGGCUGCUUGAACCUCAAAAUGGAUGACAUACUCUGGCAUGGUCUUAACGCGCAGAUCGACAGUGCGACCUUUCAAAACCGGGUGAUCAUGCCGAGUGCAAAGUCCCUUGCCGACAAGCUGGAGCUUGCAUUGCAUCCUCAAGUGAAGCUCCUUGGAAUAUCGGGGAGCAAGGAACUCUCUGACCAACAGUUCUGGAACCGCACGUCGGCGGAGUUGACGGAGAUGUUCAUGAAAGCUUUGGUUCUGAAAGGCUCCCUCGACGCAUCGCCUUUCGAAUUCAACUUCUGCUGGAUUGCCGCUGGCGAGGAAUAUGUCUACGAGGAGGUGGAGAGACCGAUUGGUAGUCCACCGGGCGAAAAGGGCAUUGUCGGUGCGGCCACAACUCCGGUGCUGAAGUGCAGAUGCCCAGGCGACUACGCCUAUCCACGGCGAGUCUAUUGCAGAGCGGAGGUUGCCUUCAGACCCGAGCAGCCUUCGUGA
Messenger RNA from Zasmidium cellare ATCC 36951, 492 nucleotides. RefSeq lists its product as uncharacterized. NCBI's taxonomy places the organism in Eukaryota, Fungi, Ascomycota, Dothideomycetes, Mycosphaerellales, Mycosphaerellaceae. The record is from RefSeq and is a predicted model, not a curated record. The transcript is spliced from 2 exons. Bases 1 to 492 code for a protein of 163 amino acids.